GCCUCCUUGGUGCGGCCCAUGGACUCAACCCUUGAUGUUGGCCCGCUUGUGCGGUCCAAGGGGGUGAACCCUCUCAAGUGGCACUUACAGUGGAAGUUUUUUAUUACCUUUGUUGUAAGGCCUUUGGAAGUUGCUUCGGAUUUGCAUAGUUGCUGAAAAGUUGCAUGAGGUACCGGAGACGCAAAAAGGAAAAGGAAAAGCAAAAGCAAAACGGCCACAUAAAAAGAAAGUGGAAACCACCACCCGAGCGAAAAAAAUGUGAUAACGUGGGAGCCCGAAGAGGAGUAUGCGUUAACCCGCGCUUUCAUCGAUGUUUCGGAGGACCCGGUCAUAUCAAACAAUCAAAGUAAAACCGUAUUUUGGAACCGAAUACGAGAACUUUUUUUCGAUCUCAUGGGUAGAGGAGACGAAUACCGCCUACCGGACUCUAUAUCGGGGAAGUGGACCGAUAUAAACAAGAAAUGCACAAACUUUCAAACCGUGUACCAACGCUUGUUUUCCGGAUGGAAAAGUGGAAGUAGCGAUGAAGACAUUACGCAAGAGGCAUUGGUCGAGUAUACGGAGGCUAAUGGCCAUUUCCCGUACAUGAGGUGUUGGCAAAUCCUUCGCCAUAGCCCCAAAUGGGCCACCGUAUCUACUCCGAGUGGUCGUUUGGGAAAUACACGGCCAUCAAAGAGGUCCAAAACAAACGAGUCGGGUGAACCCGAAACGCCAACCUCCGACGCUCGAAACACCGACUUGAACGAGGAUAUUCUGGAUGACGAGCCGGUGGAGGAGCUACCAAGACCGCCCGGAAGAAAAAGCCGGGCGAAAAAACCCGAGUCGUCGUCGAUGUCUAUGGGAACGGAUAUGAGUAACGCAUUUUCGGAGAUAAACAAGCGACUUCAAGACAUACACGAACUCGGUAAUAAAUGUUUGGAGGAGAACCACGAAGUUACGGAGAUUAUGCGGGAUAGACAUUGGGCUCACGACUUUGAGUUCUACUCGAAACCGCAUGACCACUUAACGGGAAAAGCUUUGAAAAUGGCGUUGGCACAAAAGGAGCUGAUUGAAAAAAAAUAUAACCUUUGA
This is a messenger RNA of Helianthus annuus (common sunflower), 1071 nucleotides long. RefSeq lists its product as uncharacterized. The transcript has 2 exons. The record is from RefSeq and is a predicted model, not a curated record. Lineage: Eukaryota; Viridiplantae; Streptophyta; Magnoliopsida; Asterales; Asteraceae. Bases 394 to 1071 code for a protein of 225 amino acids.